AUGUCCACGCUGAUGAGGAAACCCAGAACAGCGGCAUCUAGCAUUGUGCGCCCGGAUUCAUCGAUGCGUCAGGAUCCUGACUCGGGUCGCCGCCGUCGUCGUGAUGAUGGCAGAGGAUCACGUGAUCUCACACCACUUGGCGCCCGGCUGCAUACGCAGAACACGCAACAGCCUUACCAGCGCCAACCAAAGCGUCGUCGUGCGGCCUACAGCGGCGCUGCUGACCAGACGUCUCUCAUCGAGGAUGACCUAGCGUCCAUCGGAUCCUGGUCGCACGAUGAGCCCGCCAGCGGCGAGGGUACGCCAGCCCCGGCAUGGAGUGUCUGUCCCCCUGAAGCGCCUUCCCCGCCCCGCACGCCGUGGAUUCCCAGGCUUGCCACUCCAGAGCUCAGCCCGUUGGCCACAGACUUUGAGUUCUGCCACUGCCACGGCAACGACGUGUGCGAGGACAGGAUCAACGACGUGUGGUAUCUCUCGAGCCGCGCGAGGGUCGAUGCACAGGGUAAGAACCUUCAUCCACCCCGCAGCAGAGCUGUCGUGGAACCGAGCCCGAAGCGGCGGCUGACCCCUUGCGCAGUGGAAGCCGCGUUGGCUCACAUUGCCCGAGUCAAGCUGGAUCAUGCUUCUUGGGAGUGA
Verticillium alfalfae VaMs.102 is the source of this 636-nucleotide messenger RNA. RefSeq lists its product with no specific name. Lineage: Eukaryota; Fungi; Ascomycota; Sordariomycetes; Glomerellales; Plectosphaerellaceae. The transcript has 2 exons. Bases 1 to 636 code for a protein of 211 amino acids. The record is from RefSeq and is a predicted model, not a curated record.